AUGACGGGCGGCGGCCACUGGGGCUCCAGCGGGGAGCUGCUCGAUGCCAUCUACCGCACGAAGCCGAAGGUGCAUCUCUUCGGGCACAUCCACGAGCAGCGCGGGCAUUGGGACAAGGCAGGGAGCCAGUACCAGGGCGGCGUGGAGUACAGGCCCAAUCCGCAUUCUGGACAGGUUUUCCGCCCCAAUGGUCCUCCUCCGCAGAACUACCCCGUGGAGGUGGAAUCCAACAAUGCCAUGGCCAAUCAGCCAUCCGUGGACCACAGCUGGACCGGCGUUUGGGCACCUCAGCACAUUGUCGGCCGCCCUCGGGUCAUCAUCGCGAGGAAGCAGCCCGACGGAUGGCACUUUGCAUCUGAGGCCUGA
This is a messenger RNA of Symbiodinium necroappetens, 366 nucleotides long. The record is from the annotation of a GenBank genome assembly. Lineage: Eukaryota; Dinophyceae; Suessiales; Symbiodiniaceae.